AUGUCCUCGGCCGUAGCCGAGCUAGAAGCGGGGUUGCAGGCCAUGCAGGGUCUCAAGCCGCCGGGCGUGUCAGGAUCCCGCAUCACAGCCUUGACCAGCCUGUGCGUUGCAAACGUCCAGUCCGAGUCCGUCCUGAUUCAGAAGCUCUACACGCAUUUCAAGCGGACACCAGGCACACACAAACUCGGUGUUCUCUACGUCGUAGAUUCUGUAACCCGCAAAUGGCUGGACCAGGCCAAGCUGCAGGGUCAGGCUGUCAACAGCUCAGCACCAGACGGCACAUAUGCUGCGGGUGUGAAUAGAGUAACUGAACUGAUUCCCGUCCUGAUGAAUGAUAUAUUGUCGUCAGCGCCGGCCGACCAAAAGGAGAAGAUCAGGAAGCUGGUCGACAUUUGGGAAAAGGGCCAGACGUUUCCGCCCAAAUUGAUUGAAUCCUUCAAGGACAGAUUGAAUGCUGCCCAGCCAAAUUCAUCAACGACACCACCUGGAAGUCCUCCAUCCAAUGUUUUGGCGCCCUCAGCGGCCCCCCGGCCUGAUGCUGCGGCUGGACCACCGGCGAUCCCGCCAAACAUUAUGGAAACACUAGCCAGCAUUGCGCGGCAGAGCUCAUCAGCAGGAAAUGCUGGUCCGACUCCCGGGCUGACGGCCACGCCGCCGAACAUGUCGGCUCCUUUCGGCAAUGGGCCCAACAACGCCAACAUGCCCCAACACAUGGCGAACCAGAUGCCGGCAGGCAUGUCAUAUCCACCGCAGUCGAUGCCUUUUCAGAUGCCGUCAGCACUGUCGGGUGCAGCAGCGCCGACGCCUCAGAUCUCCAUGCCGUUUCCCACGCCUGCUGCUACCAAUCAGAUGCUGCCUUCGGGCUUCCCUGGCCUGGCAGCCGGGCUUAACACAGCCGCUCUGCAGCAGCAACAACCACAACAGCCGGCUGGCGGCAACAUGCAGCAGAACCUGUUUUUCAUCCAGGCGCUUCUAGCUCAGGGCUUGUCGCUGGACCAGAUUUCGGGAAUCCUAGCACAGGUUAACGGUGACGGACCAGCAGCUCCGGCGGCCCCGACGUCGCUGGUCCCUGCUGCGCUGGCAGCAGCCGUGGCAGCGGCCGGAGGAGCUGGUGGUGCUGGUGGUAUGCCACCGGGAUGGCCGCAGAACAGCAGUGCCGGCGGGUAUGCCGGAGCGGGAGCUCCAGACUGGAGCAGCAGUGCAAAUGUACUCGACAGAUUCGGACGGCAGUCUCCUAACAGGGGACGCGGGCGGUCGAGGUCGCGGUCGCCAGGGCGGUAUUAUGAUGAGCGGGGAUCUCCGCGAGGACGCGACGAGCGUCGAUCGUCUCCGGGUCGCGGCGACAAAGAGCACCGUGAGCGAGGACGGGGCCGGGAAUACCGACAGCGGUCGCCUGCGGGUGGACGGCGUGGUGGCAGCGGCAACGACGGAGUGAGCCCACACCGGGAGCCGCCUGCACCGACAGAGAAGUGGAUUGAGCACGACGCAUCGCUGCCACCGGGAUCGAUCCGGGUGCUGAGCCGGACGCUGUUUGUGGGUGGUGUGACGAUCUCGGAGCAGGAGCUGCGGGCGAUCUUUGGGCGAUUCGGUGCGGUGCAGACUUGCAUUGUCAACAAGGAGAAGCGACACGCGUUUGUCAAGAUGUACACGCGCAAGGAUGCAGAGCUGGCGCGCAGCGGCAUGGAGUUGAUGCGGUCGGACGACUCGGGGCUGCGGACGCGGUGGGGUGUUGGGUUUGGGCCGCGCGACUGCAGUGAUUACUCCAAGGGCAUCAGCGUGAUUCCGAUUCCGAAGCUGACCGAGGCCGAUCGCAAGUGGUUGUUGACGGCGCCAUGGGGUGGCAGUGGUGGACGGCAGAUCGAGCCGGGGAUGGUGGUGGAGGAGCCGGACAUUGAGAUCGGCGCGGGAGUGUCAUCCAAGGCGAUCAGCCGGCGGAUGCAGACGGAUCGAGGCGGUGUCAACGGGCCACGGUCAACGCGGCGAGAAGAGGAGCUGGCGGCAGCAACAAAGGGCAGUCACGAGGGCGGAAGUGGUGGUGGUGGUGGCCGUGGGACGAGACGGGGAGGACGUGGAAGCGGUCGGGGCGACGAUCACGGCGGCAAUGGCGGCAAUAACGGCAGCAACCAGCACAAUGUUGUUGGUGGCAGUCAGGAAGCGCCGAAUAUGGGUGCAUUUCCGUUUGGGUUGACGAUGGGUCCAAACGGGAUGCCCGUCUUUCCUUCCGGCUUCCAGUUCCCGGCGCCCAGCCAGAGUGGCAGCCUGUGA
This is a messenger RNA of Grosmannia clavigera kw1407, 2265 nucleotides long. Its product is annotated as RNA-binding protein. Gene Ontology annotation, molecular function: RNA binding. Bases 1 to 2265 code for a protein of 754 amino acids. The record is from RefSeq and is a predicted model, not a curated record. NCBI's taxonomy places the organism in Eukaryota, Fungi, Ascomycota, Sordariomycetes, Ophiostomatales, Ophiostomataceae. Gene Ontology annotation, cellular component: nucleus. The transcript has 4 exons.